AUGGGCAAGAAGGAUGGAGGCUUGCAGCCCUGCAUUGACUACCAGACCCUUAACACGCAGACCGUCAAGCUCCCCUAUCCACUUCCCCUAGUCCCGGCUGCCCUUGAGGAACUCCGUGGAGCUCACAUCUUCUCGAAGCUGGACCUGCGGAGUGCAUAUAACCUUGUUCGAAUCCGGGAGGGCAACGAGUGGAAGACGGCGUUCAUAACCCUCUCAGGCCACUAUGAAUAUCAGGUGAUGCAGUAUGGCCUAGCCAACUCACCGUCCGUCUUCCAGGGGUUCAUGAACAAGGUUUUCCGGGAGUUUCUCCACCGAUUUGUCAUAUUGUACAUCGACGACAUCCUGAAAUACUUCCGGAACCUGCAUUGUCCACAAAUCUGUCCAAAUCCGUGCCAGUGA
This is a messenger RNA of Sinocyclocheilus grahami, 399 nucleotides long. Its product is annotated as RNA-directed DNA polymerase homolog. The record is from RefSeq and is a predicted model, not a curated record. Bases 1 to 399 code for a protein of 132 amino acids. NCBI's taxonomy places the organism in Eukaryota, Metazoa, Chordata, Actinopteri, Cypriniformes, Cyprinidae. The transcript has a single exon.